Messenger RNA from Drosophila novamexicana, 1682 nucleotides. RefSeq names its product zinc carboxypeptidase. Gene Ontology annotation, biological process: proteolysis. The coding region runs from base 340 to 1605 and encodes 421 amino acids. The record is from RefSeq and is a predicted model, not a curated record. Gene Ontology annotation, molecular function: zinc ion binding; metallocarboxypeptidase activity. NCBI's taxonomy places the organism in Eukaryota, Metazoa, Arthropoda, Insecta, Diptera, Drosophilidae. The transcript is spliced from 5 exons.
AAUUUGUACGGAUUACUUACCAACUAUCAUUAAAAUGCAAAUUCAAUGGGUUAAUAAGUUGACCAAAAAGUAGUCAACUUUUUUUAUGAGUUUUUCGAAUAUCUCGGCAAAGUAAUAUGCAUGUGUUACAUGUAUUGCCACACACACUUUAAUUGGUAUAACAUCUUUGCAAGCUGAAUCUAAAAAGCUGGUUUACCUGAAACUUUAGUGUGGGUUUUAUUUGGCUGGAAGGCUGGACAGUCAUAAAUCAAUAAAGAUAAUUUCCAGAAAAAUUGGUUGCAAUGCUACUUAGCUAUCAAGUUUUAGUUUGACUACGAUAUCAAUCAGUCAAUUAUCGCUAUGCGUGUGAUUUGGGUGCUUGCAACGCUUGUGGUUCUAGCUAGCGCUGGGUCACUCAAGGACCCGCCCACGACGCGUUACGAUAACUACAGUGUCUAUCAGUUAAGCAUAAAGAAUAAAAUACAAUUAUCGCUGAUAAAUAAACUGGGUGAGCUUAGCCAAAAGUAUAAUAUCUGGAAGGAAUACGAUGACCACACCAAGCAAAUGCACAUUAUGGUCAGUCCAUCAGAGUCAACGCGCUUUCAGCUACUCCUUAAAUUUGUUGGUAUCAGCAGCCAGCUCUUAAUAGACAAUGUUCAAAAGCUUAUCGACGACGAGCAAAUAUCCAACAGAGAUAGCGGCACCUUUGGCUGGAAACGUUACCACGAACUGUCCGAGAUCGAGGCAUGGUUGGAUGAAAUUUUGGCAACCUAUCCCAGCGUGACUGAAAGUUUCUCUAUUGGCCAGUCCUACGAGGGACGAAACAUUCGUGGCAUCAAGAUUUCCCAUGGCUCUAAUAAGCCCGGCAUAUUUAUUGAGUCUAACAUACACGCACGUGAGUGGAUCACCUCGGCCAGUGCCACGUGGUUCAUCAACGAGUUGCUUACCUCACAGACAACAGAGGUGCGCAACUUAGCGGAGAACUACGAUUGGUAUAUUGUGCCCGUCUUCAAUGUAGAUGGCUUUGAAUACUCCCACCGCCAGAAUCGGCUGUGGCGCAAGACGCGUCAACCCCACGCCACCUCGUCCUGCAUCGGAGUCGAUGGAAAUCGUAAUUUCAAUUCACACUGGAUGGAAAAUAAUGGCGCCUCGUCGGAUCCUUGCAGCGAGACAUUUGCCGGCGAAUCACCUUGGUCGGAGCCAGAGUCUAAGGCGCUGUCCGAGUAUCUAACAAGCAUCAAGGAUAAAUUCAGCGUGUACCUAUCUUUUCACUCCUACGGCCAAUGGUUGCUGUCACCCUAUGGCCACUCAAAAGUUGAGUUCCCAGAAAACUACGACGAUUUGCAAGAAAUAGGCGCCGCCUUUGCCGGUGCCAUCAAAAAUUUGGUCUAUGGCACUGACUACGUUUACGGCUCCACAGCCUCCGUGUUAUAUGUCGCUUCAGGUUCGUCUGUCGAUUGGGUGUUCAAUGAGCUGGACAAAAAGGUAGGCUUUACCAUUGAGUUUCGAGACAAGGGAAAUUUUGGCUUCGUACUGCCGCCCGCUCAGAUUCUGCCCAACUGCGAUGAGCUGAUGGCCGGCAUGGUUGCCCUGAUUGACAAGACCAACCAGCUAGGUUACAUAUAAUCCAAACUUUAUUUCUAUUGAUUACUCGUCAUUAAAAUGACUCAUGUAGGACGCCAGCAGAUCAUCAAUCUUGUAGC